Messenger RNA from Diorhabda sublineata, 1416 nucleotides. RefSeq names its product ammonium transporter 3-like. Bases 1 to 1416 code for a protein of 471 amino acids. Gene Ontology annotation, molecular function: ammonium channel activity. The record is from RefSeq and is a predicted model, not a curated record. Gene Ontology annotation, biological process: ammonium homeostasis; ammonium transmembrane transport. The transcript is spliced from 5 exons. NCBI's taxonomy places the organism in Eukaryota, Metazoa, Arthropoda, Insecta, Coleoptera, Chrysomelidae. Gene Ontology annotation, cellular component: membrane.
AUGAAUCUCAGUUUAGAUUAUGAACAAUUUGAUGAUGAUAACAAAUAUGAUUUCGUUGACGAGAGAAAUGUAUUUUACAAUUAUACACUAAAUGGAACUGAUAUUGGAUACGGCCAUAUAAACUCAUACAUUAGAAUUACAUUCGUUCUUUUACUUAGGUUAGGUUUUGUUUUGGUACAAAUGGGUACCGUACCUGUUGAAAAUGUCUACAGAAUAUCAUUUUUCAAUAUUUUCGAAAUUGGAAACGUCAUUAUGUCCUAUUUUUUGAUCGGACAUAUGCUUUCAUUUGGAAAGUCUACUUACAAAGGUUGGUUGGGAUAUUCGUACAAUUUUUCAUAUAAUUUGGACGGUGCAUUAUACGGAUUAUGUGCUUGUUUAAUAGGAUCCUCGCAGAUAUCAUGUUUCUUGGUGGGAAGAGUACAUCUUGCGUGUUCUGUAUUUACGACGCUUCUCUAUUGCUCUUGGUAUCAACCGUUCUUAAUUCAUUGGAUAUGGAGCACCAAUGGAUGGAUGAAUAAAUCGAAAUUGAUGGGUUCUAAAGUAUCAGUCAAAGAUUAUGGAGGGAAUUUGGUUAUACACCUAUCGAGCAGCAUAAUAGGAACCAUAGGUUCGUUGUUUUUGGGUAGAAGGCUUAUAAAAAUGGAUGACUUGGAUGAACAUUCUUUGGGACGUGAGCAUUCUGGUAAUACUAUGGUUGGUUUAGUAUUUAUCGUGCUCGGAUACAUUGCAUUCAAUUUACCUACGCCUUUUUUCGAAGCAAAUCGGAAACCCCAUAAUUAUGUAGGAGUGAUCCUGACCAACAACCUUAUAGCAUUUGGAGCAGGUAUUUUGAUAGUGUGCCUUCUACAUUUGAUAAUCUUUCGCAGUAUCUACAAUUAUUGGAUUAUUGUGAGAUGUUUCCAAGGAGGAAUAGCUGGAAUAAUAUCAAUUGCCGCAGCAGUGGAUAUUUAUACUUAUUUGGAAAGUUUGGGAAUAUCGGCAAUAACUUCCAUAUUUUUCUUCUUCUUUUCCAUAUUGAUACAUAAUACUGCUUUAGAAGAUUACUGUAACCUUAUCUCUUCGCAUUUAAUCGGAUCCAUUAUAGCUGUAAUGGCGUGUCCGUUAUUGGCGAAUAAACAAAAUUUCGAAACGAAAUUUCGUAAAGUUCAUAUACUCUGGCAGUUUAUUUGUCUAUGCGUGGUUAUAGCUAUUACCACGGUAUUUGCUUGGUUUGUUUUUCUCAUUUUUGCACUUUGUAAAUUGCUCAGAAAUAAACACGAAGUACUGAAUCAUCGCAGAGCGGUUAUGAUAAAAAGAUAUUUACCUAAAAAAGGACUUCUAGAAAGAUUGUUUAUGAUUGAUAGCAAAACGGAUCAUAUCGAACCUGGAGAGGAAAAAAGAAAACAAUAUAUGGUUGAUAAACAGACUUUUACAUAA